GCGCCUCGGAGCUGCAGGCUUCCCAGAGCCGACGGCGCGGCUGCCUGAAAGCCCAGGCGCCGUGGCCAGAGGAGAGAAGUGAGGCGGCGGCUACGCCCCGCAUCAUGGAGGGCAGCCCGGCCCCAGCCUCAGUCCGGGUGGACACCGACCUUCGCCGCCGCCCGCGCCCCUUCCGCCAGCCCCCGCUGCUGCUCUCCGGGCGCCGUCCUCUCCUCACCUCGAAGCCAACAUGAAGGAGACCCGGGGCGACGGGAGCGCCCCUUUCUGCACCCGCCUCAACCACUCGUACCCGGGCAUGUGGGCGCCCGAGCGCUCCGCCGCGGCGCGGGGCAACCUCACGCGUCCCCGCGAGCCCGGCGAGGACUGCGGCUCAGUGUCCGUAGCCUUCCCGAUCACCAUGCUCAUCACGGGCUUCGUGGGCAACGCGCUGGCCAUGCUGCUCGUGUCGCGGAGCUACCGGCGCCGGGAGAGCAAGCGCAAGAAGUCGUUCCUGCUGUGCAUCGGCUGGCUGGCGCUCACAGACCUGGUCGGGCAACUGCUCACCAGCCCGGUGGUCAUCUUCGUGUACCUGUCCAAGCAGCGCUGGGAGCAGCUCGACCCGUCGGGGAGGCUGUGCACCUUCUUCGGUCUGACCAUGACUGUCUUUGGGCUCUCCUCGCUCUUCAUCGCCAGCGCCAUGGCCGUCGAGCGGGCGCUGGCCAUCCGGGCGCCGCACUGGUACGCGAGCCACAUGAAGACGCGCGCCACCCGCGCCGUGCUGCUCGGCGUGUGGCUCGCGGUGCUCGCCUUCGCUCUGCUGCCGGUGCUGGGCGUAGGCCAGUACACUAUCCAGUGGCCCGGGACGUGGUGCUUCAUUAGCACCGGGGGAGGGGGCAACGGGACUAGCUCUUCGCACAACUGGGGCAACCUCUUCUUCGCCUCCACCUUUGCCUUCCUGGGGCUCUCAGCGCUGGCCGUCACCUUCGCCUGCAACCUGGCCACCAUCAAGGCCCUGGUGUCCCGCUGCCGGGCCAAGGCCACGGCGUCACAGUCCGGCGCCCAGUGGGGUCGGAUCACCACCGAGACGGCCAUUCAACUCAUGGGGAUCAUGUGCGUGCUGUCUGUCUGCUGGUCGCCCUUACUGAUAAUGAUGUUGAAAAUGAUCUUCAAUCAGACAUCUGUUGAGCACUGCAAGACACACACUGAAAAGCUGAAAGAAUGCAACUUCUUCUUAAUAGCUGUUCGCCUGGCUUCACUGAACCAGAUCUUGGAUCCCUGGGUUUAUCUGCUGCUAAGAAAGAUCCUUCUUCGAAAGUUUUGCCAGAUCAGGCACCACACAAACAACUAUGCAUCCAGCUCCACCUCCUUACCCCACCAGUGCUCCUCAACCUUGAUGUGGAGUGACCAGUUGGAAAGAUAAUGAAAGAACGGAGCUGAACUUUUUAUUGAAAUUCCUGCUUCCCUGAGUUUGUGUAUUUCUUCCCACCUGAGAAGGAGAAUUUAUGUUUGAUUUGGAUUAUUCAUUUUCGUCUUUAAAAAAAAAUUAAUGUUUUUUUUGUCGUCAGUAAUACCCACUGAAACCAGGUUUAUUAUCGUAAAGUGUGCCUGUGAGUGCUAAAUUGCAUCCUGGAACUGGAUUUUGGGUACAUAUUUAAAGAAGUUGAAUCUGAUUUCGCAGAGAAUGAUUGGUGAAAAAGUGAGAAAAUGAAAAACCCAUUUUUCAGUGUUCCCCCAACUUCAAGUCAUUGCCUGAGUCCCAACCAGUAUGGACAUCUUUACAUUUUAUGGUAGUUUUGAUUUGAUGAGUUUGAAAAAUCAGUGUAAGUUUUCAAAAGUGAAAAGUCAACAUUUUGAGGGCAGGAAUUCAAUUACUAGGACAUAAACUUUAAUGAGAUAGAAGAAGGUGCCAAAUGGAGGCAGGAGGGCACCAUGGCAAAAGAUAUUUAUGCCAAAUGUGUGAUGAAUGUGUUGGAGAUGUUGUGUUCCUCUGCACUAAGCUUGGAACUAAAAGUCCUUAGGUCUGUAUUCUGGUUAUAUGUCACUUUGUAACUCAGGAAUCAGCUUAAGUGCUAUUUCUCUGUCUUUGAAGAUUAAAAGGAGUGGGUGCAGCUAAGGGCUCUUCUAAGGUGUCACAGAAAACAAUAGUGAGGCUACAUUAUUAACCAUUGUGUUAGAGCAAUAAAAAAUCCGGGCAUAGCCUUUUGAUUUACCACUAUCGGUUCAGGAUUUCUUAAAAUUUCUUCCCAGGUGACAUACAAAAGGCAAAUUAGUAGGUGAUAUAGCUACCAAAUAUCAAAUUUUGUUACUUUUUAUGAAAUAAAGGAAUCUAUUUUGUCUGAAUUGAAAUUAGAAAUUCUAUGAGCUUUUAAAAAAUAC
Molecule: messenger RNA, 2355 nt
Organism: Prionailurus viverrinus (fishing cat)
Lineage: Eukaryota; Metazoa; Chordata; Mammalia; Carnivora; Felidae
Gene: PTGER3
Product: prostaglandin E receptor 3
Exons: 4
Coding region: 230-1399 (389 amino acids)
Biological process (GO): phospholipase C-activating G protein-coupled receptor signaling pathway; positive regulation of cytosolic calcium ion concentration; inflammatory response
Cellular component (GO): plasma membrane
Molecular function (GO): prostaglandin E receptor activity
Source: RefSeq, a predicted model, not a curated record